AGGGGGCGGGGCUCGGCCCUGAUGAGGGAGGAAGGGGAGGAGCCAGCCCAGGGAGAAGUGGACAGGUGCCACGGUUCUGGCCUGACUCGUCAGGAUCUGCUGGUCUGUGAGGAGCUGCUCCAGGACCAACCAUGGCUGUGAACAAGUGUGUCAAAUACUCGCUGUUCUUCUUCAACCUGCUCUUCUGGCUCAGCGGCUGCAUCAUCCUGGGCGUCGGCAUCUACCUUAAAGUUUCCAACGCUAAAAUCCCAGUGAUCCAGAACAUUCUUCCCAGCUUUGAGCUSAUGAUAGCCAUCGGCUCCAUCAUCAUGGUGCUGGGCUUCCUCGGCUGCUGCGGCGCGUACAAAGAGAGCCGCUGCAUGCUGAUCCUGUUCUUCAUCUUCCUCCUCCUCAUCUUCAUCCUCCUGCUGGUAGCGGGCAUCCUGGGAGCCGUGGGCGGCAGCAAGGUGAAGGACUUCGUGAAGACGGAGCUGGACAAACUGACGCCGCUUUCGCAACAACCGAAGAACGUGAUCGAGGACAUGGAGAAGAUGCAGCAGGAGGUAACCGCCAAAAACGGCUGAGCUUGUAGAGUUUUC
Molecule: messenger RNA, 578 nt
Organism: Austrofundulus limnaeus
Lineage: Eukaryota; Metazoa; Chordata; Actinopteri; Cyprinodontiformes; Rivulidae
Product: tetraspanin-8
Exons: 5
Coding region: 132-563 (143 amino acids)
Cellular component (GO): plasma membrane
Source: RefSeq, a predicted model, not a curated record